Danio rerio (zebrafish) is the source of this 1152-nucleotide messenger RNA. Lineage: Eukaryota; Metazoa; Chordata; Actinopteri; Cypriniformes; Danionidae. The record is from RefSeq and is a predicted model, not a curated record.
AUGCCUCCAAGUCCCGACCCUCUAAUGGAGGCCAACGCGACCAGCAGAGCUGUCUUCAAGGACAGAAUCUUGGAUACUGAUUCGAUGAGCGCUGCAGCUCCUCUGAGGAUUGUUCUUGUGGGUAAAACUGGUGUUGGUAAAAGUGCAGUUGGAAACACAAUCCUGGGACAGAAAGAGUUCAGAUCUGAGAUGAGUAGUCAUUCAGUAACCAGUAAAUGUUCAACAGCUCAGGCCACAGUUUCAGGCAGAUCUGUGUCUGUAGUCGACACUCCUGGAUUCUUCGACACAAAGAUGAAACAAGAGGACUUAGCAACGGAGAUGGCCAGCAGUGUGUGGUUAUCCAGUCCUGGACCUCACGCUUUCCUCAUUGUGUUCAGAAUUGAUGAGAGAUUCACUGAACUGGAGGAAAAAAUUCCACUGAUAAUUAAAAAGAUAUUUCGUGAAGAAGUGUUGAAAUACUCCAUCAUUCUCUUCACUCGUGGAGAUCAGCUGGAUGGAAAGUCUGUAGAGAAGCUGAUAGAGGACAGCAGUGGAUUAAGAUCUCUAGUCCAGCAGUGUGGAGGCAGAUAUAAGGUAUUCAACAACAGAGAUGUGAAUAACAGAGAGCAGGUGGAGGAUCUACUGCAGAAGAUUGACUCAAUGAUACAGCAGAAUGGAGGAGCACACUACAGUAACCAGAUGUAUGAAGACGCUCACAGAUUCAGACAGAGAAAUGAAGAUGGUGGUGGAUUUUUUGAAUUUUUGGACAAAUAUUGGCCGUAUUUUGUUGCAGCAGCUAUUACUGUAAUUCUUGCUAUUAUUGGUGGGCCUCAUAAAUUAGCUUUUUUUGCUGGUAUUGUAUCUGCUAUUGCAGCAACAUUUUCUACUACAAAUGCUGGCAAAACAAAACAACAAUAGCAAUAAUAAUAUCAACAGAACAGAAGCUUGAGAGUGGAAAAAUGUAGCAAGAAGUAUGAAUAAACCUACAGCAAGAAGAUCAACAGAGAAGAUGAAAAGAGAGAAUUCUGAUAUAAAAGUAUAAGGGAUAAAUAACAACAGCUCAUAUAAUGACCCAAAGCUUUUGUUCAAUCAUUAUUCAUUUACAUUUAGUCAUUUAGCAGGCGCUUUUGUCCAAAGUGACUUACAACUGAGGCAAUUGAUUGAAUGUUUCCA